UGCACCCGAUCCAACACGAACGACUCAACGACACAACCGGUGCAAUUGACCCCCCUUCCGAGUAUUCGUGGCUUGCACUUCGAUAAAAGCACCUCUCGGGUAUCGUGACAAACUAGAGCCAUUGAUUGUUCCGAUUACUCCAAACUGGGUGUUGUCUGGUCAAGUACGACCGACAUUGCUUCUAUAAAUUACUGCGUUGAAACUGCGAAGGAUACGUACAUACAGUGCCAACCAUGAGACUUCAAUCACACGAACCUGCUUCACCCCGAACGAAGCCUGCUAGUCGACGCCGUUCCACAACUCUGGCUUUAGCAGCGUUGUUGUCAUCGGCCCUGCUUUCGGUGACAUCGGCGCAGUCGGUUUCGGUGCCAUUUGAUAGUUUUUCCCUGCAAUUGCCAUUAACCUUUCGGUGCUCUGUUGCCGACGGUACCCUCAAUCGUGGGGAUCGGGAUUCGGAACAGAUCCGCGAUGCGGCCGACGCGUGUCUUACAACGUACGCAGUUUCCGACUGCAAUCUAACUCCUAUCUUGGUCCAACUCGGCGCGACGCGAUGUGCAGGAGAGGGUCUCGUUCAGAUUGCCGGAGGCUAUUUCAUCUUUGGCAGCGGUAGCACUGUCACCGAAGACCAAGUCGAGACCUGCGUUCGAUCAGCUAUGGAAUCUCCUGUAUGUUUGUCUUCUAUUCAAGAAAGGUACAACUACAUCGAUGAUGUUACUUUCAGCCUUGAUACUACGACCCCGAUUGGAGUGCCAACAGCGUCUCCUUUAGCAGCGCCAUCGCAGGCUCCCGUGCUGACUCCAUCGAUCGCUCCCACAGUCGUAGCAACAGCGCAGCCCAGCAGCGCUCCUGUUCUAGCCGCUUCUGUGGCUCCGACGUUGACUCCCACGGGACAGGCCAGUGCAAGUCCGUCUAUCCAAGUGACUGCAAGUCCGUCGGUAUCCCAAGGUGAAACGCCCCCGCCGUCCCAAGGGGAAACGCCUCCAUCGUCGUCGGAAACGGCCUCCACUGGGGCCCCUGUCUCGGGGACGGCGACUGGAGGCCCCACGGCGGCUCCCAACUCGUCUGGAACCAACGGACCGACGAGUGACGGGGUCGUUGGUCUAGAACGAGAGCCGGUAGCUGCAGAUGACUCCGCUUCCAACGGUGUUAUCGUGGGAAGCGUCUUGGGAGCAACCUUAAUUGCCUUGAUUCUAGCGUUGCUCCUGUAUCGCAAGAAAGAGGACCGAAAGUGGAAAGACCAGACUGCCAACGACGACAGCCUCGAUCACGAUGACAUCAUGACGCGAAAACCCAAGAGCCUAUCCGACAAAGAUAGCUUGAGUCCGAAACCAAGAAGUGCUGGGGUCGCCGCGGCUGCGGCUCCAGUAGGACUUUUUGGACGUUUGUUUGGAACCAAAGCGACAGGUUGCGGUGAGGACGAAGAGGACUUGGAAGUUGCUUCGGGUGGGGGAAUGUUGUUGAACAUUUCAAUGGCCGAAAGCAGCUCCACCGCAGGUAGUGGCGUGGAAGCCUACCUGUACCCACCUGCGAGUGUAGAGAGCUUUGAACAAGACAGACGUGCGCAGUCCUACAUUCAGAAAGAUAUGAUAGGAAGCAACGAGGAUGUGCCGAUGAGUAGAAAGCUCAACGGUAGUCCUCCCCGCAGGCUUUUCGGUCUGACUUAUGCAUCUAGACUAAACGACGAGGGUAUUCCAGACAGAGAGGAAACCUCGGAAGACGAUGAGGAGGAAGAAGCAGCCAAAAUGUUUGAACCGAAAGGAUCAUUGUAUCAUGAAGAUCUUUCUGUAAGCACGACCAGUGAUUCAGAUGCCUUCACACCCGCCGGGCGUGUCAACGACGGAGCAAGCUUGUUAGAUAUGGGCGAGAAAAAGCGAAAAUACAACCUGGAGCAAGUGCAACUUGCCGAAGCGCAGGAGCGGAAGAGCAGCCCUCGUAACGGAACUCCACCGUUCUUUUAGCCCUAGAGUGCCGAAUGUGUCAUGAAUGCGUAUCUUUACCAACAGUGUUAUUCAUAUAGUAGGAAGGAUAAAUCGUAUAAACGGUUAAUGUAUUG
Molecule: messenger RNA, 2053 nt
Organism: Phaeodactylum tricornutum CCAP 1055/1
Lineage: Eukaryota; Bacillariophyta; Bacillariophyceae; Surirellales; Neidiaceae
Exons: 1
Coding region: 234-1958 (574 amino acids)
Source: RefSeq, a predicted model, not a curated record